AUGCUCCGCUCCAAUCACCGAAUUCGAUUAUCCACUCCUAGUCUGACCGUGGCGGGUUCCGGCUUCAGGACAAUCGGCAGACUAGGGAACGACGCACUUCGAUCCUUCGCUUCGAUCCUUCGCUUCGAUCAUCCCCUCCAAUCUUUCACCUCGAUCGAUCACCCACUUCGAUCAUCCACUCCUAGUCUGACCGUGGCGGGCUUCGGCUUCAGGACAAUCGGCAGACUAGUCAGUAUCCGCUUCGAUCAUCAACUUCAGUCCUCCCUUUCGAUCACCCACUUCGAUUGUUCAUCUCAAAUAUCCAUCUCUACCACCCACUUUGAUUAUCCCCUUCAAUCACCCACUCCUAGUCUGAUCGUGGCGGGCUCCGGCUUCAGGAAAAUCGGCAGACAAGGGAACGACGCACUUCGAUCCUUCGCUUCGAUCAUCCCCUCCAAUCUUUCACCUUGA
Penicillium vulpinum is the source of this 450-nucleotide messenger RNA. RefSeq lists its product as uncharacterized. The transcript has a single exon. The record is from RefSeq and is a predicted model, not a curated record. The coding region runs from base 1 to 450 and encodes 149 amino acids. Lineage: Eukaryota; Fungi; Ascomycota; Eurotiomycetes; Eurotiales; Aspergillaceae.